AGUGCACAGCCCUGAGACAACCGGAAACGGCAACACUGUGGAAUUGACUGCAAUUGGCUUGAUGGCGGGUAAGGCGUGAUCGGCGCAGCCCAGCCAUCAUGACCGAAUGCUUCCUGCCGCCCAGCAGCAGCCCCGCCGAGCAGCGGCGGGCGGAGCACCCGGGUGGCGUGGCGCGCACCCCCAGCUCCGAGGAGAUCAGCCCGACCAAGUUUCCCGGGUUGUACCGCACAGGUGACCCGUCGUCGCCACAUGAUGGCCUCCACCACGAGGCGCCCGACGCCUAUGUGUCAGACGAUGACAAAGAGCACAGCAAGAAGAAGAACAAGUUCAAGAAGAAGGAGAAGCGCACGGAAGGAUACGCCGCCUUCCAGGAGGACAGCUCAGCCGAUGAGGCCGAAAGUCCGUCCAAGAUGAAGCGCUCCAAAGGCAUCCACGUGUUCAAGAAGCCCAGCUUCUCCAAGAAGAAGGAGAAGGACUUCAAGGUGAAGGAGAAGGGCCCCAAGGAGGCCAAGGACAAGAAGUCCAAGGACCUCACGGCCGCCGACGUGGUCAAGCAGUGGAAGGAAAAGAAAAAGAAGAAGAAGCCCACAGCUACCGCCGCCCCCACCGCCGAUGUGGAGAUGCUGCCAGCGGAGAUGCCCGCAUUCAGGCCAAUCUUCGGUGCCCCCCUGGCGGAGGCGGUGAAGCGGACUGCGCUAUACGAUGGUAUCCAACUGCCCGCAGUCUUCAGGGAGUGUGUCGACUACAUCGAGAAUUACGGCAUGAAGUGUGAGGGCAUCUACCGCGUUUCAGGUAUGAAGUCCAAAGUGGAUGAGCUCAAGGCGGCGUAUGACCGAGAGGAGUGCCCGUGCCUGGAGGAGUACGACCCUCACACGGUGGCCAGCCUCCUCAAGCAGUACCUGCGCGAGCUGCCCGACAACCUGCUGGGCCGAGACCUGGCGCAGCGCUUCGAGGACGCGUGCGGCCGGCAAGCGGACGCCGACAAGGUGAGCGAGUUCCAGCGGCUGCUGGCCGAGGCGCCGCCCGAGAGCUGCCUCCUGCUGGGCUGGCUGGUCACCCACAUGGACCACGUCAUCGCCAGGGAGGCCGACACCAAGAUGAACAUCCAGAACAUCUCCAUUGUCCUCAACCCCACCAUACAGAUCGGAAACCGGGUCCUCUACAUUUUCUUCACACACGUAAAGGAUCUGUUCGGCGACGUGGUCCUGAGGCAGGUGGUGCGUCCCCUCCGCUGGUCCAACAUGGCCACCAUGCCGGCGCUACCCGAGACCCAGGACAGCAUCAAAGAGGAGAUCAGACGACAGGAGUUCUUGCUCAACUGCCUGCACAGGGACCUGCAGGCCGGUGUGAAGGAUUUGUCCAAAGAGGAGCGCUUGUGGGAGGUCCAGAGAAUCCUCACCGCUCUCAAGCGCAAGCUGAGGGAGGCCAAGCGACAAGAGUGCGAGACCAAGAUUGCGCAGGAGAUUGCCAGCCUGUCCAAGGAGGAUGUUUCCAAAGAAGAGAUGACUGAGAACGAAGAGGAAGUGGUUAACCUCUUACUGGCUCAGGAAAAUGAGAUCCUGACAGAGCAAGAGGAGUUGAUCUCUCUGGAACAAGUAUUGCGCCGACAGAUUGCCGCCGAGAAGGAGGAGAUCGAGAGGCUGCGGGCGGAGAUCGCAGACAUCCAGAGUCGUCAGCAGGGCCGCAGCGAAACCGAGGAGUAUUCGUCAGAGAGUGAGAGCGAGAGUGAGGACGAGGAGGAGCUGCAGAUGAUCCUAGAGGACCUUCAGAAGCAAAACGAGGAGCUGGAGAACAAGAACACCCACCUGAACCAGGCCAUCCAUGAGGAGCAGGAGGCUAUCUUGGAGCUGCGUGUCCAGCUGCGCCUGCUGCAGAACCACAAGUUGCAGCAUGAGCUCACCGCGCAGCCGGCGCCCCCGGCGCCCCCUCCACCACCACCACCACCACCACCAGCCGAGCAAGCCGUGCCCACGCAGCCCAGCCCGGAGGCCCGAGGUGGGGGCGAGGAGCAGGCCAAGGUCACGGACAGCAGCAGCAGCAGCGCCGCCUCUGCCUCAGUCACGGCGCCCGUCGGAAAGACAGUCAAGGAUCCUCCCAAACCGUCACUGAGCAAAGAAAGGCGGGAUGGCAACAUGUGAGGCAAAGAUAAAAGAAAGGCGUUCCUUUGUUUAAAAAAAAUAUUUUUUUUACAUCAUUGCCUCAUCUUACGGUGACAUUGACUAAAUAAUUACAGAUCUAAAAAGUCCUCGUGGUGGCCUUUAAUAUGAUGUGUGUGUCAAAAAGUUUUUUUUGCAAAUUGAUUUUUGACCCGGCAUUGACAUUUUCAAGAAAAAAAAAAAAUAAUUUGUCAUUGUUUCAUCAUGCGACAACAUUGACUAAAUUUAUAAUAAAAAGUACAGACCUGGAAAGUCCUUGUAGAGGCCUUUAAUAUGACGUGUGAGUCGAUGAUGAUGCAAAUUUAUUUUUGGCUUGCCUGGUAGUUAAUUUUGACACUUCAUCUUAAGGCAACAUAUUGACUAAAUAAUUACAGAUCUGGAAUGUGUUCAGAAAGGCCUUUAAUAUGGCAUGAGUUGAUGAGGUUUGCGGAGAAUUUGUUUUGACAAGGUUAUUGAUAAACGUUGCCAUUUUCAAGCAAAAUAUUUUGCUUUUUUUUUUUUUCCAUCAUUCUGCUUAUUGGAAGCAUUCUCGCUAAUUAAUUACAGAGCUGGAAAGGGCUUGCUCAGUCCUUUAAUAUGAUGUUUGAGUCUGACCUAUGUUGCAAAUUGAUUUUUGACUUGGUUAGUCAUUUUCAAGCCGAAAAAUAUUUUCAUCAUGCUUUUGUCUUACGGUGACAUAUUGACUUAAUAAUUACAAAUCUGGAAGGCCUUCGUUGAUGCGUUUAAUUUGACGUGUGAGUCGUUGACGCAUAUUUUUUAAAAUCAUUUCAUCUUAUGACAUACUGACUAAAUAAUUACAGAUCUGGAAAGCACUUGUCAAGACCUUGAGUUGAUAGGGUUUUAAUUGGUUUCGAACCUGUGGUCUGUGAGCAAUAUUUGUCCGUCUGUGCAACUCUGAUGAUAAUGAAACCACAAAGCCCACAAAUACUUAUGUAUAAUAAUGUAUUCAGUCAUCAUAUAUUUUCAUAAAUUCAUGUCGACAUUACACUGUGCCAAAAUGAAGACUGGUUGAACAAAAAAAUAAAUAAAAAAAUCCUCUUUGAAUACGUACGAUGGCUUUAAAUAUUUAAAUUGUAUACUUGGAUUUCAAUGAAGUGUUCUCGUAAUAUAUAAAUUAUGUACAAAUAUAUUGUCGAUAACGAACGGCAGGAAGGAGUGUUACUGUCCAAUCAUCUCCAUGGUAAUUGUGAUGAUUUCUCAUGUUUUAUUUUUUUUAUUUUUAUUAAACUCUCCUUUUCUCUUAUGGCUAUUAGUUGCAGACAUGGGUGUGAUCUUUCACAUUUCAUGCUCACCCCCCCAUGUUGUUAUUUUUUUUUAAAUGUACGCAUUAAUUGAUUUAUGCUUCUAGUCUCAUGAUCUAACAUGUUAUUAAUAACCCUGUGACUGAAACACUUAUAUGCUGUGAGGAAUAAAGUGAGUGUCCGUUUUGA
Messenger RNA from Phycodurus eques (leafy seadragon), 3586 nucleotides. RefSeq names its product ralA binding protein 1 (gene ralbp1). Gene Ontology annotation, biological process: positive regulation of GTPase activity; endocytosis; small GTPase-mediated signal transduction. Lineage: Eukaryota; Metazoa; Chordata; Actinopteri; Syngnathiformes; Syngnathidae. Gene Ontology annotation, cellular component: membrane. The transcript has 10 exons. The record is from RefSeq and is a predicted model, not a curated record. The coding region runs from base 99 to 2138 and encodes 679 amino acids. Gene Ontology annotation, molecular function: small GTPase binding; GTPase activator activity.